Messenger RNA from Macrosiphum euphorbiae (potato aphid), 795 nucleotides. Lineage: Eukaryota; Metazoa; Arthropoda; Insecta; Hemiptera; Aphididae. The record is from the annotation of a GenBank genome assembly.
AUGACUGAAAAAAAUGAAAUUGUUGGAUGGCGCAGAUGUUAUUUGGAAAACAUUAAAAAAUAUCGUCAAGAAGGUCGACAUAUUUAUUUCCUCGACGAAACAUGGGUGAAUGCUGGCGAUUGUACAUCAAAAACGUGGGUUGACACAACGGUACGAUCUCACCGGGACGCAUUCCUAAAAGGUCUAUCGACCGGUGCUGUUAAUCCCUCGGGCAAGGGCAAACGCCUUAUUGUACUCCAUAUCGGCUCAGAAGAUGGUUUUCUACCCGGAGGUUUAUUGUGUUUCGAAUCAAAAAAAAACACACGCGAUUACCAUGACGAAAUGAAUGGGAACACAUUUCGUGAGUGGAUGGAGGGAAUUCUACCUCUACUACAACCGAACUCCGUAAUUGUUAUGGACAAUGCGUCCUACCAUUCCGUCAAAAUCGACAAAGCCCCAACAUCCUCUACCCGAAAGGCGGAUAUUAUCAAGUGGUUAGAAGAUAAAGGAGAAGUUAUAAAUCACUCAAUGGUCAUCCCUCAACUUCUACUCAUAGUCAAACGUUUGAAGCCACUGCAUAGUAAGUAUGUUAUUGACGAACUUGUAAAAGCCAAUAAUCAUACAAUAUUACGACUCCCGCCAUACCACUGUGAGCUAAACCCCAUUGAGCUGGCUUGGUCAUCAGUGAAGAACCACGUCCGGAUGAAUAAUACCACUUACAAGCUUCCAGAUGUUUUGUCCGUGGAGAAAUCAGAUGAUUUGUUGAUGACUAUCACUGGAGACACAUCAUCUGAAACGGAUUCAGAUACUGAAUAA